AUGUCGAAGGGAACGAUGCGCAAAAACUUGAGCAGUGCGUUCAAUAAGAUUUUCAAAACUUCUGGCUGUCGCAAUAUCGUGGCUUACCGCUACGGCACCCUCCCGAAACGCUAUGAGCGGGCUUUCACGGGAACCAAGAGCACGAUUUGGCCUGAUGUUGCAGUCUACCCUCAGCCUGAGUUGAUCGGGACCUCGGGAAGGGCAAAAGAAGGCUGCGAAACCCCACCGCGCGGCUCACCCACUUCAAUUUCUACUCCCUGCCGGGCUCCUCCGACUGAGCUCGUCGUCGAUGGUCUCUCCGGAGAGCCGCCGUCCAAUCAUCAUACGGCGUGGUCAUUGGCUGAAGCUUGCAUCAGUGUCCAUACCGCCCUUGUGCUGUCUUCGAAAGGAGGAUCCACGCAGGUGCCUUCAUGGGUUGCGGAUUAUGCGUCUCUCAUCUUCAGCCACCAGCAUCGCGUCUUCUUCUUUGUCGUCAGCAUCUGUGGUAGCUCUGCACGUUUCUUCCGAUUUGAUAGGGCCGGGGCCAUAUCUUCGGAGCCAUUCGACCUCUACAACGACCCGACCGCCAUACUCGGGCGAUUCGUCCAUCGAUUCAGCAAAAUGUCGCGCGAGCAACGCGGACACGAUCCCACCGCGUCACUCGCCUCUUCCUCUGAGGCUGCACUCUUCCGUCAGCUCCACACCCACUUUUCUGAAGACUCUGCUAUCAACCCGACAGUUCUGCGCGGCCUGAAGACGGCUGCUACUCCAGGGUGGCUCAUCUACGCGCUAGAUGUCUACGCUCCGUGGUCGCCGAAACACACCUUCCUGGACGCGGGAACUACGGCGGCGUGCACAAGUCACCGUUGCCUCGUCGGGAGACCAAGCUACAUCAGUGAUCGGUUGUACGAGAGCGGAACGCGAGGGUUCGUGGCGUACGAUCUUACGGAGGGCACGGUAGUAUGGAUCAAGGACAGCUGGCGACCGCUAUCUGCGGAUGUCCCGAGCGAGUUUGACAACUAUCAGACGCUGCUCCGGAAGAUGACACCUGACGUCUUGGAUGAGGGGUUAUUGACGCUCCGCGCUGGAGGUGACGUCCUAUGGCCCCCGUCGUCUUGCUUUCCAGACCAUGCUGCUCAUUCGGAGGCCGGUGCCCGUUCGGAGUCUUGGUUCGGGAGCCAAACACCCCAAACGCAAACUACCCUCACACACGAUUAUGCACCAGGCGCGGAAGAUUCAACCCCCCACUUCCCUAGAAGACAUGCCAGACUCGUUUUUGAAGAGGUUUGCCGAACCCUGGAGGAGUUUGACGAUGCUAGAGAGCUCAUGCUUGCGGUGUCCAUUGCUAUAAUGGUCCAUAGGGACGCUUGGGAGAAUGCGGAGCUUCUCCAUCGCAACAUCAGCGUCGGGAAUAUUCUCAUCUACGAGGAUCCCACCGACCCAAUGGGGCGAAAAUUCAUCCUUGCUGAUUGGAGACUUGCUACGGCGAAGGAUAAACUCGCUCCUACCGUUGACAUAACGUGGAAUAUGACGCAUAUUCUUGAAAGGGCACCUGGGACUUCCAGUCAGCGUUGGUGCAAUUAUGCCCAGACAAGCCGUAUGAGCUGUCGGACGACCUAG
Messenger RNA from Trametes versicolor FP-101664 SS1, 1599 nucleotides. RefSeq lists its product as uncharacterized. Bases 1 to 1599 code for a protein of 532 amino acids. NCBI's taxonomy places the organism in Eukaryota, Fungi, Basidiomycota, Agaricomycetes, Polyporales, Polyporaceae. The transcript is spliced from 4 exons. The record is from RefSeq and is a predicted model, not a curated record.